Phragmites australis (common reed) is the source of this 983-nucleotide messenger RNA. RefSeq names its product ARGOS-like protein. NCBI's taxonomy places the organism in Eukaryota, Viridiplantae, Streptophyta, Magnoliopsida, Poales, Poaceae. The transcript has a single exon. Bases 530 to 862 code for a protein of 110 amino acids. The record is from RefSeq and is a predicted model, not a curated record. Gene Ontology annotation, biological process: positive regulation of organ growth.
UCCUACCAUUCCUGGGAUUCUUCAAUUCAUUCAUACCCCUGUUGCACCGGCCACAUACACCGCACCUGCACCGGCCGAAAGGCCGGGUCCAGGAUCUCGAUCUCUUGGGCGGCCCCCGUGAUCCCCAAGCAGAUAUCCCUGUCCUCCCACACAAGGUGCGUACGGCCACGACCGGGCACGAGCCGACUCGCCUCUGACGGUUCAUGGAAUAUGAGGCUCGCGGGUGCAAAUCCGGUCAAAAUCUGCAGCUGCACCGAGCAAAAGCACAUGCUCUGCUCCUAAGCUGGCCCUCCGCGUCGUUCAACGAGCCUGCUUAGCAAGCAAGGAGCCGCCCUUCUUGCAUCUGUAUAUAGCUCAGCUCCCAUUUUCUUGCAACCUUCCCUUCUUAGCCUGCCGGAGUCCUUUCCUGCUGAUUCGAUUCCUCAGCUUAUGAUCGGAGCAGUUAAUAUUCAGGGGAAGUUCUGAGCCUAAACUCUGGUUCUCGAUCCCAUCGCAAAAAGAAGCUUUCGCGGUACAUUCUCACCGGUGCAUGAUGGAGAGGAGGGCGGCGAGGAGAGGCGCUCCUCACGGCAAGGGAGCAAUGCACGGGGAGCACAAGCAGCAGCGCCGGCCGGGGACGGUGACGAGCCGUAGCCAUCAGGGAUCUCCGCCCACGCCGCCGGGCUACUACACCGCCGAGCUGGUGAUGGCGCUCCUCUUCGUGGCCGCGUCGCUGGUGUUCCUACCGCUGGUCCUGCCGCCGUUGUCGCCGCCGCCGUUCCUGCUGCUGCUGGUGCCCGUGGGCCUGCUCGCUGUCCUCGUGGCGCUGGCGUUCGUCCCGCUCGACGCGCAGAGCCAUCUCGCCGCCUCGUCCCCUUUGUAGAAAGGCCAUUUUUGUUUUGCUGAUAUAUUUCGAGCUGGUUUAGAUUAGCUAGCGUACAUAAAUUGGUACUGGUUUCAUUACCUUAUCCUGAAGACUAAAUUUGGAGUGUGUAUUAUUUUUA